CACUAUGGCUCACUCAGUGAUUGCUUGGCUCUCUGUUGUGUAGUUUGAAUCUUUUAUUGAUCCCAUACACUUUAUUUUACCAUUUAAUUCCACUGGUAUGACGGCAUAUACUGUACACAUUCACGUCUUUCCUCUGCAUCUGUUAAAGCGAUGAUAUACCUGUCUGCAGAGAAACCGACACUUGACAUUUUUUUGGUAAAUUUUAACUGUGAUGGUUAUACUUUGUGUUUAUGUUUGUUGUCACCGUUAAUCACAGCGUUAUUUUGAGUUUUGUUCUGAUUAUACUACUGUCACUGAAUAUCAUUUCCAUUAUAGUGUGCUGUAUGUUGGAUGUUUAAAUCAUGUUCAAGCUGUAUAUUUAUCUGUUGAUAAAUUGAGUGAAAUUUCAUGGCUCCUUAUGCUGUUUUUGUUUUGGUUGGUUCACUUCCUUUGUGGUGGUGUGUGCUGCUCUCUGCUGGCUGCUCUGUUCUGAACGUAUAGAAACAAACUCAAGAGUACUACAUAAACAGCUGUAUAGUCUAUUCAAGUUCUUCGAUGUAUGUGCACUUCUGUUUGUUUAAAUGUCUAGUUUAUUUUGAUCACACAGUUAAUCACAGUCUUGAUUAUCAGUUUGUCCUUUAUCAGGCAAAAAUCAAACAUUCUUCACCUCCAGCUUCUCGAAAACAAUUUCACUGCUACAUGCUUAUAAACUGAAUAUCAGUCUGUUUUGUACUGCUGGAUGUAUGAAGUUAGCCCUUUAAAGAUGUCACACUGAGCUCUGUGGAUUUGUGAAAGAUAUUUUUCAUUUAUUUCCGACAAGCUUUCUGAGGGUAGAUUCAAAAGAAAUGGGCCACUUUUUGACAAAAUGUGCCAGGGCUCUACUAUAACAAAUAUUCCCUCAUACCAGUCACGUUUUUUGUAAAAUGGUACAAACAUUCUCAUCAUUCUCAUGUAAAGUUUGGUCAGGUGACCCCAGUUGCUAUGGAACACUGAAAUGAAGCACAAGCUCCUCUUUGGAGAACAAUGAAUUAUUAAUUAUGCUUACUCACCGAAUACAGCAGGAGCACCACAACAGGUGGAACACCUCACUUCAGUGUGACCAGGGAGAAUCGCUCUAUGAACAGCAGUAUGUCCUCUCUGCUGGAUCACGGGUUGAUCAGGACUGCGGCAGUGGAGCAGGUGGUUGCACCUAUUGCAAGUCAUUUAUGCCACUUGGUCCUGCUGUGUGAUAGUGCAGAAGAGCCUCAGCAGUUCAGUCAGCUGGAGGAGGCAGCUCGGGCUGUGGCUAAAGCUACUGAGAACAUGGCAGCAGUGGCCUCCGGGCAAAUAAGCGGGACAGAGGAUGAAGUGUUGUAUGCGGAUAUGUCGUCCCUGUUGGAGUCGGUCGCUAUGUCUGGACAACAUGUGCUGCUGGCAGCCCAGAAACUCAGCAUCCAACCCAGUUUGACUGAGCACAGAGAGGAGCUCAUUACUGCUGCACAAAAUGUUUUCCUGGUGGUAGUCAAAGUUCUGUUGGUGGAUGACGAUGCUACUGUAAGGAGAGUUAUAGCUGCUGCUGAUCAUGUCUUGGAGUGCCUCUCAGAGCUUGGAUCCUCCUCAGACAUCAAGUCUCUGCUCAAGUCUUUCCAAGUGUUUUCUCAGGCUCUGCUUCUCCUCAACAGUCUGACAGUGGAGAGAGCAAAUUCCUUGCAGGAUCCCAGACAAACGGAACAACUUCUUGAUUUCUUGGAUACCCUGAGGAGGUGCGUCUCCAUGCUACACACGGCCAUGUGCACAACCAUCAAACACCCUACAAGUGAGCAAGCACAGGCAGCCAAGAGAUACAUUCUGGACAAGGUGCAGGGCACAGUGAGUGACAUUACUACAACCCUGAAAAGUGAAAACCACAGUGGAUCACUGGGUCCCUGUGGGUAUUACACAAGGAGGAGGAAUAGCCUGGUACAACUGCUUGAUAGUUUCUCCACCUCCUCAGUCCAAGACAGUGGGUUUGACAGUGUGAUAAGAGAUAUUUUGUUUCACUGCAUGGUUGUGGCAAACUCUUCUCGUAAAGUCUUUCAGCAAAGAGUGGUGGGUCACUGUCGUCACAUCCUGCAGUUCUGGUCAGACAUAAAAAGGAUUAUAAAGUUCUCAGACUAUCCUGAUGAUUCUGAGCAGAGCCUUCAGAAGACUUGCACCUUGUUGGUGCAGCAAAUAAAAAUGCUUGACAAAGAUUUGAUGACUGCUGUUCUUUGUCAAGUCUUGGACACAUUUCUAACAGCGUCUUCUACAGUUGAGGAACUUUUAAGUGUGACAAGACAGAUGCUGGUUUCACAUUCUUCUGCGGACAUGGAUCUGAACUUUAUUCAGCCACUGGUUGAGGAUUUCAUAUCUUCCACCGAUAGAAUAAUCCAAGUGGCAAAUUUUAUCUCAGCUGUGGCUGUUGAUGCAAAGAGUUUGGAGAAUGUGGAGAACUCACGAGCAUGCCUUUCAAGAUUCAGAGAUCAGAUUGCACCUCUUUCACUGGAGCUAGCAGACAAUUCAGUGCAAACAGUUCAAAAGCUUCAUGAUAUGUGUCAGAAAUGGGAGGAAGAGGCUACUCAGCUUCAGGAUGCUCUCUGUGAUGUAACAGAUGUGAGAGAGUUCACCAGUAUUGCUAUUAAUGAGAUGGUCGAAGACCGGCAUGGAUGCGAUGAAGCAUACAGAGAGCAAAGCUAUAAACUGUUUAGAGAACAUACAACGAACCUUAUUUGUCACAUGAAGCUGGUGUUUCAGUCAGUGAGGAGACACUUGGACAGAAGUGAUAAUCCCAUCUACAGGAAUGGCCUCCUGGUCCUGCUGAAACAGGUUCAGUCAUCUCAAAGCAAAGUGGGCAAGUCAGUCAGAGACAUGCUUUCAGGUUCCACUCUAAAUGUAGAGGUAUAUACUGCCUUUUCAGAUAAUGUUUCAAUCGCUAUUCAGCAUUUUAAAGUGCUCAGACAGGGACUUGAUGGCCAACACCAUCCACAUCUCCUGAGCCCGCUGCGAGAGGGGGCACGUCAGCCCGAAAUCACACAGCCAAGGUUACCAGUCAAAGAGACGUGUGAACUGGAUAUUAUGAGAAGAGGCUCUGGUUCUCUUGUUUUGGAGGUUUUGGAGAGGGAUUCCCAAACCAAACAUGAGGAGGAGCACUUAGAUGAGGAAACCAUAGAAGCAAAGCUGGCUCAUAAAUAUGACAGAGAUGAUUUAAAGACCUCAGCUGUCUCCGUUGAGCCCAGACUGAUUCACAAGCCUCUCGAAUUUGACCUUUUACCCCUCCUGUAUGAAGUAGUGACUGUGACUAAAGAGAAAGAUGUGACAGCACUCAACCGGGCCUGCACUGGUUUACUUGAGCUGUCAAACUGUUAUGCUCAAGCUGCAAAGGAAGCCUUGGCCGUUGCUGAUGCAGUCGAUGGUCAGACGCUGGAAAGUUUCAGAGCGGAGCUAGUGUCACUGACUCCGUUGCUUGUCCAGACAGCUCAAGAGACAGCAAUGAGCUCAGCAAUGAGCACAGAGAGUAUCUAUAAACAUUGCGCACAGUUUUCUGACCUUAUUAACAAUACUCGAAAGGUUUUACUGCCGGUGGCUGGAACCUGGUAUCAUUCUGUCUACACUGAGCUGCAAGGAAAUCUGCCAGCAAUAGCAGCCAGUGUCACUCAGCAGCUAAAUGAAGUGAUGACUUUGUGUGCUGACACGGUCCAGCUCUUGACAUCAUCUGAUUUAACCUCACAAAGUAACCGUCAAGAAACACUCAGUGUUUUACACAACAAGCUGAACAAAGCCCAGAACCAUACAAGGUGCCUGGUAGAGUUUUCUACCUCGUUGGAAGGGCAGGUCGAUCAACUAGAUGGACUCUGCAUCCUCUGGGGCCUCUCUAUUCAGAUUUUGUUAAAUUCUGUUGAUAAGAUUUUGGGAACAUCAACUGCAAUGAACCAUCUGGGCCCUCUGAAACAGCUGUCGGCGUUGUCUGAGAACUCACUUCGAAUCCAAGAGGCAGCGAGGCUAACCAGCCUUAAUUGUAAAAGUGUCUACAAAUCAAAACAGUUAGCAGGAUACCAGGAUGAACUCAAAACACUAACUGAAGUCUAUCUUAAAGCUGCCGAAGAACUUGACAUAAUGCCAAGUGUGAUGCAACUUGCAAAGUCAGAAUUCUUAAAGAGACAUCUGUUGAUUAAAAUCACAGUGCUGUGUGGCCAUUUAAGCAAAGCAAACAAGGAUUAUGAUGCUGCAUUACAAAAUAUUGUCAGCAUUGCUUAUGUUGCUGCUGGACACUUUAGGGAGAGCAACACAGAAGAUGCAGAGCAGAAAUUUGAAAAUGCGGCACUAGCACUUUUUGAAAAUGUAAAACUUACAACCAAAAGGGUUGAGGACUCCUUAAACUACAUCCGUGACCCACGUGCCCGUUCUAAUCUGAGAUCCAUCAACGACCACCUGUCUUUUCAUAGCUCAGAUAUUAUCAGCAGGGCGAGGCUCAUAGUAGAGACUCACUACAUUUGUGACACACUCAGUCUUGAUGUGCAGAUACAGUGUUGGUCAGCCAAAGCUCACUAUGUAGUGGAGGAGAUCAGGAAACAAGAUGGGAUUCACCUAGAGGCUAAAGAACUCAUCAGGGCUGGUCUGCAGGGCAGAACGCCUGAGGAUCUAAAAGAUGUGUUGUCUACAAUCCCACCUAAAGCCAAAGAGGUUGAGUUUCUCUCUAACACAACAAUGACAUCCUGGCAGAAAGGCAAUACAGAGAAAGAAAGUGUUGAUGCUGCAGAACCAACCAUGAAAAUGGCAGCUGUGGUUGAAUAUGAACCUGGAAAUGCAGAAAAAGAUGGUGAUGUCUUGUUUGGUGCAAACAAAGGAGCUUUUUCUCUGACUGACACCUCACUUUUUUUAAAGCAAGAAAGUGAUAGUUGGGAUCCUAAGGACAACAGAAUUGUCCAGGUGACCAGGAAGAUGGCUGACACAAUAUGUUACAUGACCCAGUACUUGAAGAAGAAAGGUCCUAUUCCGAAUAAAGAGGCAUUUGUCACUGCAGCCAAAGAUGUGGUCUCAAACUGCCAGUCAGUAACUCAGUUUAUCAGAGUUAUUACCAACCACUGCCUGGACAAACAAUGCACAAUUGAACUGUCCCUCAUAGUUGAGCAGAUUCUCACCAUCAGCAACCAGCUCAACAUCAUCUCCAGUGUCAAUGCUGUAACACCUGGGUGCAAAUCAUCUGAUGAGAUCCUGGUGAAGAAUGCACAAAAUCUACUCCAAACGGUCCUGCGUGGGGUCCGCGCUGCAGAGACAGCCUGCAUGACAGGUUUGAAACAGCCUGAGCCAAACUCAGAUGGUGCAGAGGCCACAGCCUUGUGUUUCCAGUGGAGGAGGAAGCUGGAGAUCCAUCGAGCCCAGCAGACCUCUAAUCCAGAGACUGAUGAGUUAGGUUUGAGGAAGACUUCAGCCCACCCUGUAGCACCCAGUCUUGCCCCGCCACUUAAUGUAAUUCCCAACCCCUCAAAACACAACUAGCAUAUGUGUCAAAGGGAAUAAGAGAACACACAUCACAUUUUUGUUUUCUAUUUCAUAUAAUAAUAAAUAUGGGAAACCCACUAAACUCUUGAAGGGACCUUUCACAGCGUUAUCACCUCAGCAAGUUGGACAACAAGUAUUUUGUACUGAAGCUGAGAUUGGAUGUAAUUAGUAAUGGAAAAUGGGUUCAGAUUCUUUGCGUAACAAUGUAAAACACUCUACAAAGUCCUCCAUUUAAAGUCUUACUUAAGUAAAAGUGCAAAACUAACAUUGGAAAACCAUACUUAAUUUAUCACAAGUACUUAGUAUGGCUAGUGGCUGGCAUAUGAUAUAAAUUAAAUGUAAGGUUUGCAAUAAGGAUUCAUCAAGGUGUAAAACUAGUUUGAACUACUUCACAGACAGUUCAGUCCAUUGAUUCUAAUCCUGGGAGUUUAGCCCCUCCAAUUGGGUCACAACAAAAAUGCAAGUGGUCAUGAGAUGAUUAACGGGAGACAAAAAACAAAAGAUUUUUCUCUUAUCUUUGCAUUCUGUGAAGCACUGAACAAUUUCACAUCUU
This is a messenger RNA of Scatophagus argus, 6028 nucleotides long. RefSeq lists its product as uncharacterized. NCBI's taxonomy places the organism in Eukaryota, Metazoa, Chordata, Actinopteri, Scatophagidae. The coding region runs from base 1096 to 5472 and encodes 1458 amino acids. The record is from RefSeq and is a predicted model, not a curated record. Gene Ontology annotation, biological process: cell migration; cell-cell adhesion. The transcript is spliced from 7 exons. Gene Ontology annotation, molecular function: beta-catenin binding; actin filament binding. Gene Ontology annotation, cellular component: adherens junction; catenin complex.